AACUCCGUCUCUUAUUUAUUUAUUUGUUUUUGUAUUUAAUUAAAAAAAAGAAACAAAAUACAAAGAAGAGAGAGAAAGAGACCUUCGUCUGGUUCUGACGAACCAUCUUGCCAAAAUCAGAAUUUGCAUACCCUCUUCACUUCCUUUCUCAAACCCUAGAACAGACAAAUUCCAAUUCCAUUUUGCUCCCUUCGAGACCGCCUACCUGCCGCCGUGCCCCCACCGUCGUCGCCGCCGUGCCCCCCCACUUCCUCUUCAAGUACUUGAUCAUUUCAUCGUCCUCUGAAAUUCACCAUCAACUGCGUUUCUUUCCCCCCUAAAUUUUGGAGACUUUGAUGUGUUUCUGUUGACUUCCGAGAUGAUGGGUCUGAAGCUAAUUCAUUCGCCAUCAUCGAGUUUCUGACUCCCUUCCAGAAAGUUUCUCCAAGUUGCAUCUCUCCUCAUCAUGUAUCAUGCUAAGAAAUUUUCAACUGCGAGCUUAGUUCCACACAAAUCUCAAGGUGCUGAACAAGGUGCGAGUGUUGCAGUUCUUGGUGGCUCUACAGCCAAAAGUCCAAUGCCACCUGGAGGAGGUGGAAAACAACGAUUGCGAUGGACAUCAGAUCUUCAUGAUCGUUUCGUCGAUGCCAUCACACAACUUGGUGGACCAGAUAGGGCAACUCCAAAAGGUGUUUUAAGAGUGAUGGGGGUACCUGGUCUUACCAUAUAUCAUGUCAAAAGCCAUUUACAGAAGUAUCGACUUGCAAAGUAUUUGCCAGAAUCUCCAGCAGACGGUUCUAAGGAUGAGAAGAGAAGCUCAGAGAGUCUCUCUGGAACAGAUUCCUCUUCGGGCCUGCAAAUCAAUGAGGCAUUGAGGAUGCAAAUGGAAGUUCAGAAACGUCUUCAAGAACAGCUCGAGGUUCAGAGGCAAUUACAAAUGAGAAUAGAAGCUCAGGCGAAAUAUUUGCAGAAGAUCAUCGAGGAGCAGCAGAAACUAGGCAGUGAAUCGAAGGACUCCGAGGUGGUGCCCUCAGCUGAGGAUAAUAAGCAAAAGACUCGCCAAUCUGAGUUGUACGGUGAUGUGUCCGCAGGACCUUCAUCUCCCCGAAAGAAACAACGCGUUGAUCAUGGAUCAACAGAGGAUUCUGCCCCAUCACCAUCUAUUAAUUUACCUUAACUUACCUGAAUAAAUUGUUGGUUGAUAGGACCUAAAAUUGUAUGAAAAGAAACAAUGGGUCGUGUUUGUGUAGAGCUGAAAAUCUUAUCUCAGGAGAGAAGGCCGACCAGCUGUGCAUCAAGUGUACCUAUGAAGUUGAGAUCCAAUUUGUGGUUUAUUAUCGUCGUCUUCAUGAAGUUGAUGAUGUCUGUAACCUUUGUAUAUAAAUCUGCACAUUGAACCUAUUUGUAAACCUUAUUGAAAUACUCCUACGUAAGCAGUUUCUACUUUGCAGUAAAACGUGCACGUUUUCUGCCGUUUUACCAAUCGUGUAUUUGCUAAGCUGUUUGAUCGUCAUGUUUUGAGAAUAUAGUUAAGUAACAGGAUUAACUA
This is a messenger RNA of Benincasa hispida (wax gourd), 1528 nucleotides long. Its product is annotated as myb family transcription factor PHL7-like. Lineage: Eukaryota; Viridiplantae; Streptophyta; Magnoliopsida; Cucurbitales; Cucurbitaceae. Gene Ontology annotation, molecular function: DNA binding; DNA-binding transcription factor activity. The record is from RefSeq and is a predicted model, not a curated record.